Molecule: messenger RNA, 3721 nt
Organism: Fimicolochytrium jonesii
Lineage: Eukaryota; Fungi; Chytridiomycota; Chytridiomycetes; Spizellomycetales; Powellomycetaceae
Exons: 7
Coding region: 1-3594 (1197 amino acids)
Biological process (GO): DNA-templated transcription
Cellular component (GO): RNA polymerase III complex
Molecular function (GO): DNA binding; ribonucleoside binding; DNA-directed RNA polymerase activity
Source: RefSeq, a predicted model, not a curated record
AUGCCGCCGAAGAAAAGCUCUGUGGACCAGCCUCCGGGCAGGGGGAAGGGGAGUUCCAUUUUUGAAAUGGACACCAUGGCUAGAGACGACUUGCGAUAUGCCGGCAAGAAGCUUACCGACCCUAUCAGCGCUGCUGAGGACAAAUGGCGACUCGUCCCCGCGUUCCUACAAACCAAAGGACUGAUCAAACAGCAUGUCGACUCUUUCAACUAUUUCAUCGAGACGGAAAUGAAGCAAAUCUUGCUGGCGAAUGCAAAGGUGGACAGCGACGUGGACCCCGGAUUUUGGCUAAAGUUCCAGGAUAUCAAAGUCAAAAAGCCACAAGCUUAUGAUGCACGGAAAGGUGUAGCGUAUGAGUUGGCACCACACGAAUGCCGGUUGCGCGAUGUGACGUAUGCUGGCACUAUCACAGUCGAUAUCGAAUAUGUUCGUGGCAAGCAGCUGGUGAAGAAGAAGGGCAUUGAAGUCGGACGAAUGCCCAUCAUGCUGCGAAGUGCCCGUUGCCAUCUCACAGGGAAGUCCCCUGAGGAGAUGGUCAAAGUGGGAGAAUGCCCACUCGAUCCAGGAGGCUACUUCAUCAUCAGAGGGACGGAGAAGGUCAUUUUGAUCCAGGAGCAACUUUCGAAAAACCGAAUCAUCGUCGAGACGGAUAGGCUAGGUCUGAUCAACGCGAGCGUCACGAGUUCGACGCACGAGAAGAAGAGUAAAACGAACAUCUGCUAUGGGAAGAACGGCCGCGUCACAAUGAAGCACAACAGUUUCACGGCCGAGGUUCCAGUAGUGGUCGUGAUGAAGGCAAUGGGUAUCGAGUCUGACCGCGAGAUCGCCGAGCUCAUCUGCGGAAACGAAGAGAAGUUCUUGGAUCUCUUCUCGCCUUCGCUCGAGGAAUCAACAAUGCUUGAUCCACCUGUGUUCACGCAACGACAAGCAUUAGACUGGCUGGGAAGGAAAGUCAAAGUUACGGCGAUGCGGAGUCGAAUUGGGAUGAAGAAGGACUAUGUGGAAGAAGCGCGCGACCUGCUGGCCACGACCGUGCUCGCCCACGUUCCUGUGGAAGAUCUGAAUGGCCAUUGGAACUAUAGACCCAAGGCUGUCUAUGUCGCGCUCAUGGUGCGAAGGACGCUGCAGGCUGUUAAGGGUGGAGGUGUGGUCGAUGAUAGGGAUUUCGUUGGUAACAAGAGGCUAGAAUUGGCUGGGCAACUUCUUUCCUUGCUCUUCGAGGAUCUGUUCAAGUCCUGGCAAGCGAACAUAAAACGUGCCAUCGACACUCAGUUGAAGCGAUCCAACAGGACGUCACAAUACGAUGCGGCAACUGCCGUCGCUCAGACAUCGAGGUUCAUCACCGAUGGGUUGUUCCGUUCCAUCUCCUCCGGCAAUUGGAACGUCAAACGUUUCAAGAUGGAGCGUGCCGGCGUUACGCAAGUGUUGUCCCGGCUGAGUUAUGUUUCUGCGCUUGGAAUGAUGACGAGGAUCAGCAGUCAGUUUGAAAAAACAAGGAAAGUCAGUGGACCCCGUGCUUUACAGACGUCGCAAUUCGGUGUAAUCUGUCCGUCAGACACACCAGAAGGAGAAGCGUGUGGUCUUAUCAAAAACUUGGCUCUCAUGACCCACAUCACAACGGACUCCGAUGACACAUCUGUGAGGCGGCUGGCAUUCAUUUUGGGAGUCGAAGACGUCAACGUAUUGACCGGAGGGGACCUGUACGAGGGCGACACGUAUCUGGUAUUCUUGAACGGUGUCAUCCUCGGCGUCCAUCGGAAUGCGGAGAAGUUCGUCAAUGAUUUCCGCAGAUUACGGCGAGCCGGAAGAGUAGGCCCAUUCGUUUCGGUUUAUCGGACUACAAGUCAGCGUACAGUCAAUAUCAGUAGUGAUGGAGGGCGUGUUUGCCGGCCGUUGAUCAUCGUUGAAAAGGGGAUAGCCAAGGUCACAGAUGCUGACGUGAAGGAUGUCAUUCACGGCGUGAAAAGCUUCGAGGAUCUCAUUCAAGAAGGCAAGAUAGAGUAUCUGGACGUGAAUGAGGAGACCGAUACAGACAUUGCUAUGUACGAUCCGGACGUUGUGUACAAUGGCUCGACGAUGGGCAAAACCAUCACUAGCGGUAUGCCAAGUGAUCUCCCAAAUACCACACACUUGGAGAUCGCGCCGUUCACGGUACUUGGUGCUGUCGCGGGCUUGAUUCCUUACCCGCAUCACAACCAAUCGCCGCGUAAUACGUAUCAGUGUGCUAUGGGUAAACAAGCGAUCGGCGCGAUCGCUUAUAAUCAACUGACGCGCAUUGAUACGUUGUUGUAUCUCAUGGUAUACCCGCAACAACCAAUGGUGCGCUCCCGCACAAUCGAGUUGAUUGGGUACGAUAAGCUACCCGCAGGGCAGAACGCCACAGUCGCUGUCAUGAGUUAUAGUGGAUAUGAUAUUGAGGACGCCCUUGUCUUGAACAAGGCGUCCGUCGACAGAGGAUUCGGAAGGUGUCAGGUGAUGCGCAAGUUCUCGACAAUGAUCAAAUCCUAUCCGAACUCCACGUAUGAUCGGUUGGCCGAUCGGAUGUACGACGCUCAAGGCGAAGUCAUCGAGAAGUUCGAGAUUUUGGACGAUGACGGUAUCGCAGGAGUAGGAGAACGCAUCUACACCAACCAAAUCGUCAUCAACAAGCAAAGCCCGACCGAAACGGCCCCUCGGGUGGCUCCGGUGUCGGAUGCAGGGGGCGCUGAGAUUCGGAAUAACAACGAAAGUCUGGAAGUCACGUAUAAAUCGGCACCCAGCGUUUUCAAGUAUCCGGGCGACGCCGUUAUCGAUCAAGUGUUGUUGACGACCAACGAAGAAGAUCAAACGCUUGUCAAAGCGCUUAUCCGACAAACUCGGCGACCAGAGCUUGGUGACAAGUUUUCGUCCAGGCACGGACAGAAAGGUGUCUGCGGUAUCAUCGUACAGCAGGAGGACAUGCCUUUUGCUGAUACGGGAGUUUGUCCCGACAUUAUCAUGAACCCUCACGGAUUCCCCAGUCGAAUGACAGUGGGGAAAAUGAUUGAGUUGCUGUCCGGCAAGGCUGGCGUGCUAGCGGGUCAGCUGCAAUACGGAACGGCAUUCGGUGGAAGUAAAGUCGAAGAUAUGUCUCGGAUUCUGGUAGACAACGGAUUCAGCUACUCUGGGAAAGAUUACGUGACUUCUGGCAUCACCGGCGAGCCACUACAAGCGUAUAUCUUCUUCGGUCCGGUAUACUACCAGAAGCUGAAACACAUGGUUAUGGACAAGAUGCACGCUCGAUCACGAGGUCCCCGUGCCACCUUGACUCGCCAACCUACGGAAGGUCGUUCUCGAGACGGUGGAUUGCGUGUAGGGGAGAUGGAACGUGAUUGUUUGAUUGGGCACGGCACGGCAGCGCUCCUGAUUGAGCGUCUGCUGUACUCUUCAGAUGCGUACGAUUGCGAGAUGUGUGGGGAGUGCGGUAUCGUGGGAGGAUGGCACGGAUAUUGCAACUACUGCAAGAGCCGGAAGGGUGUCGUGAAGGUGAAGAUUCCGUAUGCUUGCAAGCUGCUGUUCCAGGAGCUUAUGAGUAUGAACGUGGUGCCUAGAGUCGCCGUGAAGGAUUUGGAGUAAUGCAUGGGUGCGCUGAGGCCCUCUGGUUUUGCUCCCACCCCUACUGUACCCGUUACACACUGUCACAUAGUAUCAUUAAGCAUUUGUAUUUAAUCCAUCACUUGUAAACAGCAUCGACAUGUAAAAG